Messenger RNA from Bombus impatiens (common eastern bumble bee), 760 nucleotides. RefSeq names its product phosducin-like protein. The record is from RefSeq and is a predicted model, not a curated record. The transcript has 3 exons. Lineage: Eukaryota; Metazoa; Arthropoda; Insecta; Hymenoptera; Apidae. Gene Ontology annotation, biological process: regulation of G protein-coupled receptor signaling pathway. The coding region runs from base 1 to 738 and encodes 245 amino acids.
AUGGGUAGAAUCAUUACGGAUUCCAUAGAACCAUCGUUUUCAGAAUGGGAUGGCACUUCCAGCAAUACAGGUCCCAAGGGUGUCAUAAAAGAUUGGCAACGAUAUAAACAACUGCAAGCAGAAAAAAGAGAUGAACAAGAAAAAGAAAGACUUCAAUUAAUAAAGAAACUGAGUCUAACAUGUCGUAGCUCUUUAGAUGAAGAAAAAGAGAAAAUUAUGCAAACUGAUCCUGAUCUCGCUGAAUUAUUAACCGAUGAAUUUCUUCUACAAUAUCAAAAACAAAGAAUGAAAGAGAUGCUUGCAAGAACUGAGAAACUUUGUUUUCGUAGAGUAAUUAAUUUGGAAACAGCUGAUCAAUUUUUAGAAGCAAUCGACAAUGAAGACAAAUCAGUGACAAUUGUUGUUCAUAUUUAUGAACCUAAUGUUCCUGGCUGUGAGGCUAUGAAUGGUUGUUUAAUAUCCGUCGCAGAGAACUAUCCCUUUGUGAAAUUCUGUAAAAUUUUAGGUUCGGUAGCUGGACUCAGUAAACAUUUUAAGAAAGAAGGAGUUCCAGCUUUGUUAGUUUAUAAAGCUGCUCAAGUUAUAGGAAAUUUUGUUCAUGUAACAGAUUAUUUAGGAGUAGAUUUUUAUGCCUCUGAUGUUGAAGCCUUUUUAAUUGAACAUGGGAUGCUUGUUGAUAAAAAUUGUGUACCUCUCAUCACUUCACAUGAUGAACAUGCCUUAUCAGACAGCGAAUAAAUGAAACAAACUUUUUCAUAAU